AUGUCCGACACAGCUGUUGCGCAGAGGCCCGCGGGCCAGGCGGGACGGCGCCAAGAGGAGAGCAGUGGCUUUGGCAUGGGCAAAAUCAUUGCGGCCAUUGCCGUCUACUUUGGCGUCAAUGCCGGCCUCAGCUUCUACCUGGCAAAGGAACAGACCGGCAAGGUCGUCACGCAUCCCGAGACCGGGGCGUCCAUCACCGUGCCAGACAAUCUGGGCAGCAUUCCGCCCUACCAGCUUCGACCGAAACGCCUGGACGAGGGCGCCAUUUACAGACCCCUUCCCAAGACCAUUGCUCCCAUCUGGCCUCAGGACAGCUACCUGGACGUAAUUGUUACAAUCUCGCCCUCGUUUAACCCGGCUCCUCUUUCCUCGGUGCCGGCGGAGUAUGUCGUGCUGGACGAGAAGCGGUUUCACAUGAACAACAAGACGGACAAGCGGUCAAUCGAUACUACCUUCAAGGUGCCGGAAGCUGUGCAGCACAAUGGCACGCUCUGGGGCCACUUCUACGUUGGUCUCGCGGACAGCAUCCUGGACCCCCAUCUGCCCAACUAUGAUCCUGGACGAGCGUACCACGUUGUGCAUCCCCUGACCCAGUAUUUGGCAAAGAAGAAGUUUGUGCAGAAGCGGAAUUUGCUGGAAGACAUGCCCACUCAUGAGCCAGAGCCCGUGGAAGAGGAUGCUUCAGGUCCCAUCAUUGCCAACUACUAUCACCAAAAUGCUAGUUUCUCCCUGGUGCCUGGUUUGGGCGUCAAGGAUUUGGAUUCCAUCCAUCCUGCGCUGAAGACGUUUCUUCGUCUUGAGGCAACUGGUGCUCGCGACGGCUCGGGUCAAAACGGAUGGUACUACCCGCCACUCUUCGUCAACACAUUUUGGCAAUUGAAAGCCCACAUGACGCUUCUGAACGACACUGUUAAAGAGCUACCCCUUCAUAUUGAUCUCAACAACAUGCCCAGCUGGCAAUUUUAUGCCAUGGCUGCCAUUGAGCUCAACUCCAAAGAGAACGCUCGUCAGGCUGCUCUCGGCAACCCUGUUCCCGGCGGUGGCGAUGGAUCUGAGAUUGAAAUGAUCAAGGAAAUCUUCAUCGACACCAACCCCAUCCUUUUGGGUAUCACGGCCUUUGCAAGUAUUGCCCACAUGAUUCUGGAGACCCUUGCAUUUGGCUCAGACAUUGCGCACUACCGCAAGAAGAAGGACAACGUUGGCAUUUCGGUUCGAUCUAUCCUGGCCAACGUGUUUAUGCAGACCGUCAUCUUCCUGUAUCUCCUUGACAACUCUCAAAACACGAGCUGGAUGAUUCUCGGUACGCAAGUUAUUGGUAUCGUCAUUGAAUUCUGGAAGAUCACUACCGUUGUCAACGUUCGUCUCCGAGAAACUGCUCCGGGCUCUGUUAUCCCGUACUGGUUUGUAUUCGAAGAUAAACACAAGCUCACCGAGACCGAGGAAAAGACCAAGGAAUAUGACCAGAUUGCUUUCAAGUACAUGUACAUGCUCGCUGUGCCUCUGCUGAUUGCUUACGGCAUCUACUCGUUGAUCUAUGAAUCCCACAAAUCGUGGUACUCAUUUGUCAUUACGACUCUGGUCGGAUCUGUCUACACCUAUGGUUUCCUGAUGAUGAUUCCCUCGUUGUACAUCAACUACCGACUCAAGAGCGUUGCACACAUGCCCGCCAAGGCCAUGAUGUACAAGUUCUUGAACACCUUCAUCGACGACUUGUUCGCUUUCACUAUCAAGAUGCCUAUCCUGCAUCGACUGGCGACAUUCCGUGACGACGUCAUCUUCUUCAUCUACCUGUACCAGCGCUGGGCCUACAGGAUCGACUACACUCGUGUCAACGAGUUUGGCCAGGGUGGUGACGAUGACGAGCCCGAGGUCAAGAAGGACGACAAGGAUGCUAUUGCAGAUGCGGCUGAAGAUAAGAACGAGGCUACAGCUACUGGGGCCGAGGCUAAAAAGGCUACCAAGAGGCGAUGA
Molecule: messenger RNA, 1971 nt
Organism: Trichoderma gamsii
Lineage: Eukaryota; Fungi; Ascomycota; Sordariomycetes; Hypocreales; Hypocreaceae
Exons: 3
Coding region: 1-1971 (656 amino acids)
Cellular component (GO): endomembrane system; membrane
Source: RefSeq, a predicted model, not a curated record